UCACCUAUUCUUGCUUCUCUCUCUACACUUAUAAUUAAUGAACACAAUGGAGAAGGCCAGCAGCAACAUGAAGCAAAUGCAUCAUUUCAAGUUCAAGGUUCCAUCCUUCGACUUGGUAGACGGAGAUUUGGUGGCAUGGCCGCCGAGAAGCUAUGUUUGCACCUUCUGCAAGAGGGAAUUCCGAUGCGCUCAAGCUCUCGGCGGCCACAUGAAUGUUCACCGCAGAGACCGGGCGAGGCUGCACCAGUCUUCGCCGAGAGACGGUGGAGGUAAUUACGCUCCCUUUAACCUAAAUCUUGAACCAAACCCUAGUUUUCACUCAAACCCUAAUUCUAGCCCAUCUUCUUCUCCACCUGCGUCGAUGAAAUUUCCUCAUUUCACUCCCAAAUUGCCCACGCCUACACCCAUUACCACAGAUUUUAUGAAGGUGAGAGCGGCAAAAGGGCUUCUCGACUUGGAGAUUGGGUUGAUUAGUUCGUCUAAUGAGGAGGAACUUGAUUUGGAACUUCGUCUUGGAUAUACUUAGCUUCUUGCAAAACCUUGAGUUUAAGCACUUUAUCUACAUCUUGAUUUGAAGGAGAUUGAGAAAGAACACAAUACUGGGGCAGUAAUAUUGAUGAAUUUUUCAUC
Molecule: messenger RNA, 630 nt
Organism: Salvia splendens (bonfire salvia)
Lineage: Eukaryota; Viridiplantae; Streptophyta; Magnoliopsida; Lamiales; Lamiaceae
Product: transcriptional regulator SUPERMAN
Exons: 1
Coding region: 38-526 (162 amino acids)
Source: RefSeq, a predicted model, not a curated record